Selaginella moellendorffii is the source of this 1373-nucleotide messenger RNA. RefSeq names its product glutamate dehydrogenase 1, mitochondrial. The record is from RefSeq and is a predicted model, not a curated record. The transcript has 10 exons. Lineage: Eukaryota; Viridiplantae; Streptophyta; Lycopodiopsida; Selaginellales; Selaginellaceae. Gene Ontology annotation, cellular component: mitochondrion. The coding region runs from base 79 to 1314 and encodes 411 amino acids. Gene Ontology annotation, molecular function: L-glutamate dehydrogenase (NAD+) activity. Gene Ontology annotation, biological process: L-glutamate catabolic process.
AGCGUUUCGUGAUCAUCAGCUGCGCGAAAGGAGCGUUUUUGGCGCACUUUGGAGGUGGGGUUUUGGCCAAGCGCGAGGAUGAGGCCACUAGAGGCUACAAAUCGAUACUUUAGGCAAGCUGUAAAGAUACUUGGAAUAGAUUCAAAGUUGGAGAGGAGCCUCCUGAUCCCUUUUCGAGAAAUCAAGGUUGAGUGUACCAUUCCCAAGGACGAUGGCACACUGCAAUCUUUCGUGGGUUUUAGAGUCCAGCAUGACAAUUCGAGAGGCCCCAUGAAGGGUGGCAUUCGAUAUCAUCCAGAGGUUGAUCCAGACGAAGUGAAUGCUCUGGCCCAGCUCAUGACUUGGAAAACCGCGGUAGCAAAGCUUCCAUACGGUGGUGCAAAGGGAGGAAUCGGCUGUAAUCCCCGCGACUUGAGCAUCCACGAGCUAGAGCGGCUCACUCGAGUUUUUACGCAAAAGAUCCACGACGUCAUUGGUGUUCGUACGGAUAUUCCAGCACCUGACAUGGGAACGAACGCUCAGACCAUGGCUUGGAUUCUGGAUGAGUACUCCAAGUUUCAUGGGUACUCUCCAGCAGUAGUCACUGGAAAGCCACUUGACCUAGGUGGCUCUGUAGGACGUGAGGCUGCCACUGGAAGAGGAGUUGUAUACGUGACUGAAGCAUUGCUUGCCGACCAUGGCAAGUCUCUCUCGAACCAAACUUUUGUGAUCCAGGGAUUUGGCAAUGUUGGUCACCAUACUGCCCAGUUCCUGUUCGAGGCCAAAGGAAGAGUCAAGGCGGUAAGCGACAUAACUGGAGCGAUAAAGAACGAUGCUGGAUUGGAUAUCCCGGCGCUGAUGAAGCACGCCCGAGCAAACGGUGGCGUGAGAGGCUUCCCGUUGGGAGAUCCGAUCGACCCGAGCUCCAUCCUAAUGGAAGACUGUGAUGUGCUCAUCCCAGCUGCCUUGGGUGGUGUUCUCAAUGGGGAGAAUGCAAAGGAUGUCAAGGCACGAUUCAUCGUAGAAGCAGCAAACCAUCCCACUGAGCCCGAGGCGGAUGAGAUUUUUGCAAAGAAGGGCAUCAUUGUCCUGCCCGACAUCCUUGCAAACUCAGGCGGUGUCACAGUGAGCUACUUCGAAUGGGUACAGAACAAUCAAGGCUUUAUGUGGGACGAAGAUAAAGUCAACAUGGAGCUGCAGAGAUACAUCACCAGUGCAUAUAAGAGCGUGAAAGAAUCAUGCAAGACUCAUAAUUGUAGCCUUCGAAUGGGAGCUUUCACGCUUGGAGUCCAUAGAGUCGCUCGGGCCACGGUUCUUCGUGGUUGGGAAGCGUAAGCUAUUCAAGCAUUUUGUUUUCGUAUAAUAAGACUUAUUAGAAGAUUCAUUCCAAAUCU